AUGAAUUAUAUAGAAAGAAAUAAAAUUGAAACUAUAUAUAAGGAUGAUUAUACAGAUUUUACUAGACUUAGUGAUUUUGAAAUUUUUACAAAAGAUAUUUUAGUUAGCUUAAAAAAAUUAAAUAUUAAAGAAACAAAAAAAAAGUAUGAAAAUAAAUAUGCUUUUAUAAAUAAUGAAAAAAAUAAAACUUCUUUAGCACCCUUAUCUUUAGUUAUAAUUGUUGAAGAUAGCUGUAAAUUACUAAAAAAAUAUAUAAAAAAAGAUUAUAUAAUAAAAUUAAAUUACGUUUAUUUUCCAUAUAAUAAGUGCCAAAAAAUUUUCCCAUUUCAUGAUAGUUCAUACAUUUAUAAUAAAAAUGUUACAAUUGUAAAUUCUUUUUAUUGCUUACAUGGCAAUUUAAAUUGUUCAGAAGUAUCUUUAUUUCCAGCCCGAACUUUCCCAAUACAAAGAUUUUUUUUUGUUAAUGAAUAUAUAGAAUUAGAAAUUAAUGAUAAGAAUGGAUUAGAAGAUGAACGAUGUAUUAAUAUUGAACAUUUUUCUAUUAGUAGUUUAAUUUUAAAUAGCUUAAAAUUGGCUCUUAGUGAAUUAGAUAUAUCCGUACCUACAUUUAUUAUAAUAGAUAAAAAUGAACAUAUCUAUCAUGGUCAUUUUCAUACAAAUGAUUAUAUAUAUUAUAAAUGUAUAAAUCCCCUUAAACUAAAUCAUAGAGAAAACAAAAAAAGAAAUAAUAAAGAGCAAAAAAAAAAUAUUAGUUUAUGUAAUAAUGAAAAAAUAAAAAACUAUAUUGCAUUAUUUAAAGGUGUUGGUUUGGAAGUAAAUUACCAUUCCUUUAAAUUUUAUAAUUAUUUCAAAUGUUUCACUUUUGACCAUUUAUUAUCUUUGUUUUGCUUAUUUAUAUAUUUAGCUAAUAUAAAAGGAAACAAUAUUUAUAAUAUAAAUAUUCAUCUAAAAAAUAUAUAUUUAAUUGAUAAAUUACAUAAUUAUAAAUUUCCUAAAUCGUUAAAUUUAAAAAAUAAAAAAUAUGAUUUAUUAAAAAUAAAAGCAAAAGGAACAAAUGAAAAAUGUAAAAGUAAAUAUACUUUAAAAAAUAGAUAUAUGCUCAAUAUUUACAAAAAUAAAUUUUCUCAUAUAUAUUUAGAUAAUAUAUUUAAUUACAUAAAAAAAAAUAGAUACUACAGUAGAAAGUUAUACCUAUCUUAUUUUACUAAAAUGGAAAAAAAUUAUAAUGAUAUGGUUCUUAAACAAAAUAAAGAGAAUAAGAGGAAUAAUUACUUAUAUAAUAGUAAAAAUAACUUUUGUAAACAUAACUAUGUAAGCCCUUUCAAUAAAAUAGAAAAUACAGCUCUUCUCUCAGAUGAUGACUACAAGUUUUCUGACUAUUUUUCACUCUACACAUCUUCAUAUUCUAGUGUAACAAAUGAAAAUUUUAGCAUUAAAAAAAAAUCAACUUUUGAAGAGAUAAAUCAUUUAUUUGACAUUGUAAGGAAUCAUAAAAAUAUACCAAAAAAUGAUAAUUUUUUUUUGUCUAUAUAUGUUUUGAAUUUUAUUAAGAAUAUGCAACAUAAAAUUUUGAAUAAUAAUGAAAAUGAAAAAAAUAAAAUAAUUAAUAUUUGGAAAAUAAGAUUUAUAAAUAAUGAUAAAUACAAAGGAAAAAAUAGUUAUUUAUUGAAAAAUAUUUUGAAUUUGUACUAUAAUGAAUUAUCAGAAUUAAAAAAAAAAAAAAAUGAUAAAUCAUAUAAAAAUGAUCAAUCUAUUGAAAAUAUUAUAAUUAAAUAUAUACCGAUAAAAAAUAAAAAGUGGUUAAAACAUGAUGAAGCAUCCUCAUUCAACUGUUUUAAUAUAGAAGAUGAGUAUACAAGAUAUCAUAUAGACAGCAUUUUAAAUAACAUGUUUAGUAAUAACAAAAAAAAAAUAUACGAAUACAAUUAUUUGAGAAAGAAUAGGCUUAUUCACUUAGAAGAUAAAAAAAAUUUAAAUAAAGUAUCUUUAAAAAAAAAGAAUUGUUCUGAACCUUCUUACUUAAAUGAAAUAUUAAUAAAUAACAAUAUAUUGAACAACAAUGUGGAGUAUACACAUGAAAAUAGUUCUAAUCAGCAUAAGAAAAAUACAAAUUCUUUCUUUAAAAUCAAUCAAAGAUAUCAUAAAUUAUACAAAAACAACAGAGAAAGUUUUUGCUUUUUUUUAUGCAAAAAUCAUUUUUUAAAAAGGAAUUAUCUAUAUAAAAAAAAAAAAAAUAAAAUAAAAUUUUUAAAUUCUAGAAAAAAAAAUAUAAAAAAAAGAAAAAACGAAAAAAAAUUACAACAAAUUAUAAGAGACUUUUUAAUCAUUAAAAAAAAAUAUUUCUUAUGCCACCAGGAAGAAAAAAUAUCAAUUUUAUUUUGUUAUUUAGCAAGUCAUUCAAGUAAUAUCAAAACCUUUUAUUAUAUAUGGAAUCAAUUUUUCGAUAACUUAAGAAAUAAAUAUGAAAAUAAUGAAUAUAUUUUUAAUGAUCAUUUAGUUUUGUCAUAUGGCCCACUUAAUAUUUAUUCUUAUUCUUGUUCUAUUCUUUCUCAAUACAUUAAAGCAUUAAAUAUAUCAACACAACAAUUUAAAAUUAACGAAAAGAGAAAUCAAAUGAAACAAAAAAAAACAUUAAACUUUUUUUGCAAUGAAAGUAAUAGUUCUGUAUCAUAUAAUAACUCAAAUUUAUAUGAUUUCUUGAAUGAUAAUGAAAAUGAUACAGAUACAAAUAUUACACGUAAUAAGAGUAAUAGUUCUUCAACUAAUUUAAAAAACGAUAUUUUAAGUGAAAAUAUAAUUUUUUCAAGUGACAUGAAUAAUAAUGUAUGUAAAAAUGAGAUAAAUAAAAAUAACAAUUAUAAUUUUGAAUUAGAAUAUAUUAAAGAAUUUAAAGAUCCACUAACAAAAAAUUCGAUUAUAAACUCCGAAAAUAAUAAUAAUCUUAAUAAUAUUAAUAAUAUUAAUAUCAAUAAUAAUAAAUUUAAUAAUGAUUAUAUUGAUAAUAUUAAAAAUUGUAGAGAAAAAAAGAAUGUUAUUUCACUAAGAAAAAGAAAUGUAAAGGAAAAAAAAAUUGUCUUAUCGAAUUUCUUUCCAUUUCCUUUAAUUAAUAUGGAAUUGUUUAUAAGUAAAAAUAAUGUUUGUACAAAGAAUAUAAAUGAUCAAGAUGAAAUGAUUUUUUUAAUUCAUGAAAUAUUAAAAAAUAAGAAUAAAGACAAUUAUAACUUUACUGAUUUCAUAAAAUGGUAUAAAAUAAAUAUAGGAAAAGUAUAUACAUCUCAAAAUUUAUUGAAAUAUUGUUAUAAUUGUAUAAAAAAUAGCUACUUUGUUAAUAUUGACGCACUUUAUAUAAAAGAUAAGUAUAAGGAAAUAAAGAGGAAGUAUUAUAUGAAUAAUGAUUAUUUAAAAAACAUGUUCGAUUAUGUCAAAAAUAAUUAUGAUUAUAUAAAGAAAAUAAAGAGUCCAUUUAAUACUUUUUUUGUUGGUGAAUUAAAUUUAGAUAAUUUGUUAAAUAUGAGUAUUUUAGAUAUAUUAGAAUGUGUUUAUAAAAUAUUUUUUAUAUCAUAUAUCAGUUCCAUUAUGCAUUCCAAAUUAAUCUACAUAAAAAAAAUUCAAGAUAUUCUCUCAAAAUUAUUCACUAUUAUAAAAAAAUUGCAUAAAAAAAAAAAGAAAAAAAUGAAUAAUUUUCUAAGAUUUUUAUUAAAGAAAUGUAAUUCACAAAUGAAUGAAAAUGAACAAGAAUAUAUUCAACAAAAGAAUCAAAAAAAAGAACAGAGUAAUAAUGAACCCAAUGAUAUGAAUAAUUCUCCAAGUAAUAAUAAUUUGAUGAAAUGUAAAGAAAAAAAUAAUCCUGCUACAUAUAAUACGAAGGAAGAUAACUUUAAAGGUAAUAACAGUGAAGAUGAUUUUUGCAGCAUUAAUAAUAUAGACAAAGAAUAUGAUAAAAGUGGACGUAAAAAUAAUUUAAGAGAAAAUAAAAAUAUUAACAGUUCUGAAAAAAGUAGUAAUAAUAAUUUAGAUAUGAGUUAUAAAGAGCAAAGUUUAAAUUAUAAGAAUAACUACUGUAAUAGUAAAGAUGAGAACUAUUUCAAAAAUUUUCAUUUUGAUCAUGCAGAUGAAAAAAAAAGAACUACUUACAAUGAUAUGCAUUUUAUAAAUAGAAUUAGAAAAAUAUACAAAAAAAGAUACAAAAUAAUUUUUAACAAAAGACUAUUUAAUUUAUUCGAAAAAUGCGAAGAAUUAUACGAUAAAAGUGUUUGGCUCUUUAAAAUAUUUAGUAAUAACUUAAAUGAAAAAAAGAUUUUUAAGAUAAUAAAUAUUAUAUUAGAAUCUGAUGAAAAAGAAAUAAUUAUAAAACCAAAAUAUGAAAAAUACUUUUAUAACUUCAUAAAAAACUUAAGCUUAUAUAACAGUAGAAAUUUAUAUGAUAAAAAAUUAAGUAAUAAUUUAAAAUUUAAUAGAAUAAAUAGAUCAAUUUUACAGAAAAAUGAUACAAAUAAAAAUAAAAAAACAAAAAAUACAAAAUAUAACAUCAGCAAUUCAUAUCAAAAUUUUGGAGUAUCAGUAAAAAUUAAAAAAAAUGAAUCAUUAUUAAAACAUUUAAAUAAUGAACAAAAUAUUCUCCAUAAAGACAAAUUUUCUUUAUUAUUACAUUCAAAUAAUAAAGAGCAGAAUAUUCAGGAGUGUAUAAUAGAUUAUGUUGAUUGUAAUUUCUUAAAUCCUAUUUAUAAUAAUCCAACAAGAAUGUAUUGCAGUAUUAAUCAAUUUAAUUCAACGGUUUCAUUUAUCAAAGUAUCACCAACUUUAUAA
This is a messenger RNA of Plasmodium relictum, 4806 nucleotides long. Its product is annotated as conserved Plasmodium protein, unknown function. The record is from RefSeq and is a predicted model, not a curated record. The coding region runs from base 1 to 4806 and encodes 1601 amino acids. NCBI's taxonomy places the organism in Eukaryota, Apicomplexa, Aconoidasida, Haemosporida, Plasmodiidae. The transcript has 2 exons.